AUGGCUCCAAUUGAACCUUUUAUUGUCGGCUUGGGAGCAUCUAAUCACUCAUUAGUCCGAGGUUGUCCUGGUGUUCCCAAAACUUGUCCAAGAAUCGAAGGUGUGUUGGAGAUAAGAUCGAAAGAUGGCUCUCCAUUCAUAAUCAAAUCGGUUUUGCUAGAGCUCAACACUGUUCAAUCAGUUUCUGUGCCAUCUUCAGGUUUUGUUGUUGGCUCCAAAAACGAUGCAACAAAGUCCUACAACAACUAUUCAAAUUCAAUCUACGAUAAUUCAAAUUCAAGUGAACAGAUUUUGGGUCUUGACAUCCCCUUUAUAAUCCCACUAAAUAAAGACAUCUCUUCAAGCUGUAAAAACUCAAGGUGGAACGCUAAAACCAUUCAUAAUAUCACCUCAAAGAUCAUUUGCUCGAACACUCAUAAUCAAAACCAAAACCAAAAUAAUGAGCUUUUUAUAAUAGGCUUUCCGAUUAUAAUCAAAAGAUUCGACACUUUACCUCUUUAUAGGCAAUUCAAUGAACCUGUAUCAAAAACAAUCUCAUCUCUAGACAAAUCAAUUCAAAUCAACUACUCCUUACCAAUUACUUCUGUUGGUCCCAAAGAUGAUAUUCUAAUAUACUUUAAAAUAUCCCCAUUUCAAUCCGAUAUCCCCAAUAAACCAUCCUCCAACAAUUCGAGUUCUUCCUCAAACUCCUUACUAAAAUCUCUCAUGGGUAGAAAUAAAACAAUCAAACUAAAAAAAAUCUCCUGCUCAAUCCAGGAAAUCCUAGAUUGCCACGAUUUUGGUCUUUUAUCAAAACAAACCAAAAUCUAUGAAGUCAAUUCAAACUACGACAGUAUCCUAACGCCCAAUGGAAUUUCUGCUCAAUUACAAUUUCAAUUCCCCGAUGAUCUAUCCUCCAUUUAUUCAUCUGUUAACUCAAACCAUUCAUCUUUAACUUCUUCUCUAAUUAAAAAAGUCCCAUCCCAACUAGUUAAUACUGGAAUCCCCAUUUCUCAUAUCAGAGGCUUUACAUUGUCUGGAAAAUUGUUUUCAAUCAGAUACGAAUUAUCAUUCAAACUAAAAUUCUACAACCAUCAAACUAUCAAGUUUCAGCAACCAAUAAUUGUUUGUCCCUAUGAUAGAAUAUCUAGUUACAAACUACUAAAAUGGGUAUUAAAAGAAUGGGAUUACGCCAAUUUCAUCAAUAGUACAAAAUUUGUAACCAAUUUCACUUAUAGUUUUUACAAUGGCAGGACUUCACUUCAAUCUCAUAAUAUGAAUAUGAAUAUGAACAUGAACAUGAACAUGAACAUGAACAUGAACAUGAAUAUGAAUAUGAACAUUAAUAAUAAACCCAAUUUUAGAAAUACGGUUAACGGAAGCGAUCACAAUGGAAUGGUUAAAACUUACAACGACUUUAAUGGUUUGAAGAAUCAAUCUUUUAACAAUAGCAUUGUCAUUGAAAAUGCUAAUAAUAUUAACAACAACGAUGGUGAUGAUGAUGAUGAUGAUGGCAAUUACGUUGAAAAUAUUUACCAAGUCCGACCUGCUCAAGUGUAUAGACCAAGGAAUGCUAAUGAUUGGAAAUUGUUGGGUUUAUCAGAAAAGGGUCUUGGAACUCAUCGAAGCUCCAUAAUUCAUUAUAUUGAUUAA
Ascoidea rubescens DSM 1968 is the source of this 1632-nucleotide messenger RNA. It is a transcript of the gene RGL1, whose product is annotated as Rgl1p. Lineage: Eukaryota; Fungi; Ascomycota; Saccharomycetes; Ascoideales; Ascoideaceae. The coding region runs from base 1 to 1632 and encodes 543 amino acids. Gene Ontology annotation, biological process: division septum assembly. The record is from RefSeq and is a predicted model, not a curated record. The transcript has 3 exons. Gene Ontology annotation, cellular component: division septum.